This is a messenger RNA of Pomacea canaliculata, 3302 nucleotides long. RefSeq names its product toll-like receptor 4. Bases 532 to 2721 code for a protein of 729 amino acids. Gene Ontology annotation, biological process: toll-like receptor signaling pathway; immune response. Gene Ontology annotation, molecular function: protein binding; transmembrane signaling receptor activity. Gene Ontology annotation, cellular component: membrane. The record is from RefSeq and is a predicted model, not a curated record. Lineage: Eukaryota; Metazoa; Mollusca; Gastropoda; Architaenioglossa; Ampullariidae. The transcript is spliced from 3 exons.
AUUGUAGCAUAAGACUUCAUUUAUUUGAAUGAUUGCAUACCGGUAAAAUCUGUUAACAGGGUCUUUGUGCCCUGAAGGAAGAUAUACUUCGAAAAACAAAAUUGUGACUAGGAUUACGAAACUGCGGCAUACGAUUGCAGUCCUGUGUAACUGGCCGUGUUGCCGAAAAAACAUAAACUGUGAGCCCACGCAGCAUGCAGAGAGAAGAGGGUGAGGACGGAAGCUGACGAACACGAGCUCAGUUUCGCGAAGGAAACCGAGUUGCGGUGCAAUUUACUUCUCGGGGAUAUACCCCACUCGAGCUUCACGCACCCAAGACGAUUACAGUCUCGGAUACACCUUCCAUCUUUCUUCUCUUCGGCACGUCUGUCACAACCAGCACGAAACCAAAGGUUAAAAUUUGCCGCCCAUCAUCUUUGCCGUCUUCUGCCGAAGUGAGAAAAUUUCAUCCUACAUGGAAUCUGUCAAUCCCGGCUUCGAACUUGUUGAGCCAGCUGCAGAGCUACUUGGUCUGUGCUUGAGUAACCGGUCAUGGCCCCCCACUCAGUUCUAGCUUUGGCCGGAGCGGGAACCGUGCUGCUGUUUGUUGUCUGCCGAUUGCAGUGCCUGGGGUUCAUGCCGCACGAGGAAGACAACGUCGCUGCGCCUGCCCCGGCCUCAGCCAACGUCUGCUUUCCAGAUAGUUGUAGGUGUUGGAACGACAGAAGGUUAGAAUGGUCGGCUGACUGCUCACAAAAUAAUGGAAGCCUCACGUUCGUCCCCAUACUCAGUGAGCCCAACAUAACCUUCCUAAACUUCUCCUAUAACAAAGUCCAGGUCAUCACCGACGACUUUUUUGCCAAUGUCACCGACCUUCAGUAUCUGGAACUUUCCAAUAACAACAUCAUCAACAUCAGUUUCCAGGCUUUCAAGAACCUGACUAAGCUGGAAUAUCUCUACCUGAACUUUAACUAUAAUCUCACGUUCGACAUUCUUCGGCCAGUCUUCCUGAUCCCGACCUUGAUAAGGCUCGACGUCAGACAUUCCAGUUUGACACCUCCGCCGGAUGGCUACUUCAAGAACUACUUUUCGCCGAGUCUGGAGACUUUAUUCCUGCAUGAGAACGAAAUCGGCGACAUCGACUUGGCUGUGUUUAAUAGCUUUACAAGCUUACGGAAGCUCGGCCUGGCUACGAACUACAUCUCGAAGGUGACCACAAGCAGUCCUACGCAUCUGGAGAUCCUAGAAAUACAGACAAAUGGCAUUCUCAGAUUUCCAGAGACUUGUAUAAACGGAAGUAACGAAUCGCUGUUUCCGAACUUAACGGAACUGUGGCUCAUCGAGAAUGUGAUGCGGUGGCUUCCAGACAAAGUGUGUCUGCCCAAACUGUGGCAGUUACAGAUGAACGGAAACUUCUUCAAGCAUUUUGUGAAAGACAUGCUUCAUCCCUUUACGAAUCUGACGUCCGUCUACCUGAACGCCAUGAACACGAAACCGUGGGGCAUUGAUGAAUUUGCUUUCAGAAGUCCCAUAUUGACAAAUCUUUCUUUGGCCUUUAACCAUCUUGACUUUUCCAGGAACACUAUACAUUCCGGAGCCUUUGCAGGCAUACCCCACCUGAGUUUUUUGAGUCUCUACCAAAACUAUUUUCACUAUGUAGACGACAACCGAUUUUCCGAGUUGUUCAGCAACUUGACGAAUUUGAACUACAUUAACCUCGGCUAUUGUUCAGUCGCCAGCAUUUCCAACAAGACCUUUCGGGGAAUGACAUCUCUAACAACCAUCGUCCUCUCUGGCAACACACUGCGCUUCAUACCCGAAGGGACGUUCGACGAUCUGCCAAACUUGACAAGCAUCGACCUGAGCAGCAAUCAACUGUCUUUGAUUACAGAAUACACAUUUAGCGCGGCGCUGCGAGGAAGACUCAGCAACGUUUCUUUUGCGUGGAAUCUGUUUGAGUGCACUUGUGACCUGCUGUGGUUCCACCAAUGGCUUCUCUCCAGUAAGAAUAUUUUUAGAAACGGUAAUUACUAUCAGUGUUAUAAUGUGGCCAACACGACUGUCACCGAGUUCUACGUGGACCAGCAAGCUUGUCUGCUGAGUCGUGACACUCUCACCAUCAUUACAGUCGUCUCGUCAAUGCUCAUCUUCACGAUCACGUUGGCAGUGACGCUCUUCCGCUACCGCUGGCACUUCCGCUUGCUGCUUUAUGAGGCCUUUCGGGCAGGAUCCAACCGUAGGCGCAGACGUCUGCGCAGAAAUUUCCAGUAUGACGUCUUCGUGUCCUAUGCCGAAGGGGACUUAAGCUGGGUCCUCACUCACCUCAUCCCCGGUUUGGAGGACCGCAUGGGCCUGCGUGUUUGCCUCCACCAGCGGGAUUUCAUACCGGGACACAACAUCGUGGACAACAUCGCCGACAGCGUGGAGGGCAGCCAGAAGAUGAUGAUGGUCUUCUCCCAGCACUUUGCUCGCAGCCAGUGGUGUCAGUUCGAGUUGGCGCUCUGCCUGUCGCAUGUCAUGGACCAUGAUGACGACCUUCUGGUCGUUCGCCUGAGCGACGAGUCGACUUCACGUGACAUGACGGCCGCUAUGAUGGCUGUGCUCAAGACGACGACCUACAUUCAAUGGGAAGAUAAUGUGGAAGCCAGAAACUCUUUCUGGGGUCGUUUGACAAUCGCCUUGCAGGACCUCAAUCGUCCGGAGUAUGAGGCCAGUGGGUCAUACACGGGCGUGUAUAGGUGAACUGCUGUCUGUUUGCCGAGACCAACGCUCGCCUCUUGGAAAGUUCUCCGCUGUUAGUCUUAUCGAACCUAAACAAUGAACGUGACUUAACCGGAAGCUCUGUGUACACCAGCCUCGUUUUAGUAGUUAACUAGAAAAAAGCGUCUGUAAGCAGUCCAGUAAUACAAGUUCGUGGUUGAGAUUUAGACCGCUAGUUCGUCGCAUUCAAAAUCCAGACCCACAAUACUGGUACCGCGUGUGGCAAACUGAAGUACGCUUCUGAAACAAAUGGGAGUUUACGGCAAUAGUUUAAAGCGCCAACCUGGUUAUCCCUGAAUGCUCUGUACAAAAUGGUCUUUGUGAUGCCAGUUUUAGUCAUUUGUCCUGAAGUCAUUUGAACAUCCAAAUGUUUUGGUAUUUCAUUUUGUUUUUAAAUUUCCUUUGUUUAGAAAAUACUUUAGAUUUAACGAUUCAGACUGAAAGGGGAAUGAUUGGAGAUGGCGGAAACAACUUUCAAGGCAGAUGGUCACUGCGACCAGCCCAUUGGUAACGUGAGCACCAUAUUUCUCUUCUUAAAGCAACCACUAGUUUGUUGAACAUUC